CAGUCAAUUCUCGAAUGUCAGUCAGUAAUGGCGCGUUUACUCAUCGCUCUACUCAUUACGUUACCAACUCUAUUCGGCAUUGGGAAAACCACUUCCAACUUGACGGAGUUCCUCCAGCAUCGCCAGAAGCGUUGGCUCAUCUUUGAGAAUAGGGGUUCUAUCAAAUUCGCCGUAGGACCUUCGAUGCCCAUACCUCUGGGCGAUAAGGUCAGCUGGCGUUCUCUCGUCCUCUCCUAUAACCUGCACGGCUUCCAGCACAACUUGCCCACGGAACCAACCUGGCCAUGGGAUAAAUGGGAGACCCUCUUUGCGCGCUCGAUGCAGGCAAUGCGUCGGAAUAUAGAGCGGCGUACCGCGAGCGGGGCUGUGCGCUAUCCGGACGAUGCUCGAGAACUUGUCUACACGGCUUUCGAAGAAUACACGACCAGAAGGGCCGGAGGAAAUGAUCCCAACUUGGGGCGUCAGUGUCUGUUGCGCUCUAUUUGCGAAAAUGCACAAAUACAUCAGCAUGUGGGUGUAUUCUCAGAAUUACUAAACAUUGUGUUGAGUCCUGGUAAAGCCGAUUUGGAUGCCAGCUAUCAUGAUGCCUAUGAGGCUGGGAAGUCGGGCGCUAAUUGCUUGCGUCUGUUCAAGGCAUGUCCACGUGGCGCAAACAUUUUGGAUGAAUAUUUGAUUGUUGAGGCUGAUUGA
This is a messenger RNA of Scaptodrosophila lebanonensis, 690 nucleotides long. RefSeq lists its product as uncharacterized. The record is from RefSeq and is a predicted model, not a curated record. The transcript is spliced from 2 exons. The coding region runs from base 28 to 690 and encodes 220 amino acids. Lineage: Eukaryota; Metazoa; Arthropoda; Insecta; Diptera; Drosophilidae.